UAGGUGAAUUAAUCUUUUUUUAAUAUAUAAAGAAGGUGGGCACGUCAGAAAAAUUCGGGGGGGUCACGUGACUGCGGACCCCGCAACUUAGCCGCCUCGUCAUUUCACCCCCCGCCCGCGCCUGCUCGGCGUCACGUGAUCCAGUUUGUUGUUGUUGCGGCCCUACGCUGGGCGGCUGCCCGCGUGGGCGUCGACGGGGUCACGUGACGUGUUUAAAUCUCUGUGUGUGUGUGUGAGCGAGAGGUGCGGGGGGGGGGGGAGGACUGUCUUUUCCGUCUACGGGGAAAGGUGGGGGGUGAGAGCGAGCGAGCGGGCGGAGAGAGAGGGAGGGAGUAGUUGCUCCUUCUCCAAGAUGGCGGACGGGGAGACGCCGCUCCUCCAGUGCCGGAGCGGCGGCCGCGGCAGCAGCAGCGGCGGCGGCGCGGUGUCAGGCGCCUCGGAGAGCCCGGAGCCAGCUGUGAAGCGUCAACGCCGGGGCUCCACUGACAGCGCCGGCCGGGCCUGUUCGGCCGCGAAGGAAGCCGGCGGAGAGGCGGAGGCGCCUCUUUACAUAGGAGGCGCCGCAGAGGAGGCCCUGGCGGAGGAGGAAGAGGUCGCUGCUGCUGCUGCUUCCUCUGGCAACAGCGAGCCGGGAGAGGCCUCGGCAGCGGUGGGAGAAAGAGGAGGAGAGGAAGGCUGGGGCUGCGCUGGGCUGAGGCGGUGGGGCCUGGCCCGAGAGGAGCCGCCGCCGCAGCCGCCACUACUGCAGCAGUUGCCGCCGCCGCCGCUGCCGAGGUGGUGGCCGAGCCAAGGGGAGGGAGCAGAGGCGGCGCCCGCCGGAGACGCAGCGGAGGCGGCCAUUGGCUGCGGGGCGGCGCAGUGUUCGAACGGCGCUGCGGAGGCAGCCGCGCGCCCAGGUGAGGAGCCGCUCCAGAGGCGGAGGGGCGGCAGGUGGGCGCAGGGCAGCGACCGGGUCACGGAGGAGGAGGAGCAGCAUCAGCAUCGCUCGGCCUGCUCUUUAGCGGCACGGGAGGGAGGGACCCGAGAACACCGGCAUCCUCUUCUAACCCCAGCUCAAUGGGAUUCGCGCUGUCGGGGCUGAGGGAAGUCAAGGCACUGCUUAGUCCUUCUCCCUCCCUCGAUCUUCAAGAGCCGAAGGCCUUGGGAAAUCCUCCUAAACACAGUCUUAAUGUUUGCAGUAAUCUGUGGCUCCUCCCAUCCCAUCCACUUGUCACCGCGGGAGCGGGUGGGGGAAGAAAGCUGGGAGAAGGCGACUAAACGUGCAGCCUGGUCCUAUACAAGUUUGCUGUAACUGCAUAUAACUUGCAGCCUUGAAUAGCAGCCUGUGCCUAGGAGGAUAAAGUUGACCGAAGCCAGUUUCACUUGGGCUGACGGUUUGCUUAGUAGCAAAAAGCUAGUAAUCCCGUGCAGAAUACAGGGAUCUUGGGCAAGCUAGGUUUUUUUGACUUCUAUGGCAAGUGCAUCAUGUGGAGGUGAAGCACCCUCUUCUAUGCAACUCUUGAAGAUACAGAAGUUAAAGCAAAUCUUACACACCUAUUAUUUCAACGGUACCUAAAGCUUACAUAAAUGAGUAUGAAUGAAGUAAACAUGAUUAAAUCCCAGUUUAAAAGGAAUCUUGCAACUUCUUGUAGGUGAAGUAAAAGCAUAACUUGUUCUAAAUGUGAUGGCCCUACUUUUAUCUGAUAAUAGUUUUUCUCUGUUUAAUGUCUUUCAGACAAUAUGUUUUUUAAUGAUGAAAUAAUUGCAAACGGCUUCCAUUCCUGUGAGAGUGAUGAAGAUGAUAGAGCCUCUCAUGCAAGCUCCAGUGAUUGGACUCCAAGGCCACGUAUAGGUAGAUAUUUAGAAUUCAAUAUAGGGGUUCCAAUUAAAUAUCUUGUAAGAUUACACCUUCAUUCUUGCUUUUAUUUUCUUGGGCAAGUCAUAUCUUUAUAUUUGUGACACUGUUGUCUUUCCUUCAUGUAAAUCUGAACUCUGAGUGGUUUGUUGAGGUGCCUGUAUAUUUUGCUGCUUAUCUUGGCAUGAGUUGCACCUUGGAAGAGUAGCUGAGUGGCAAAUUGCCCCUGCUUUUAUCCUUCCAUAUUAUCACCUCUACACUGCACAGAACUAUGGAGUGCUCUAUCUCUUUCCUCAGCUCUAAAUCCAGAAUUGGCAAUUGAGGGCAAUCCGAGGUGCAAGCCUGAGCAGUGUGUAUGGAGGUCCUGGGCUGCCCAGACAACAAGACCCUCUCUCACACUUGCUCAUGUGGUCCAAAGGAAAGGAAAGCAAUACAUUUGGCACCAGCUUGGUGGCAGGAGUUGCGGGAAGGAGGCAUACAAGACACCAUCCAAGUGCCUUAGAGACUCCACUCCUAAUUUUUGCAGGGUUUACUCCCAUGCCUUUUCUUCUCUCAAGGAUGUCCUGCAAGGCAGCAGGCACAGAUUGUUCCUUAGGGUUUACUCCCAAAGCCUUUUCACAUUACAUGUAGUUCUGUAAUUUUUUUUCACCGAUUUUUUCCUUUGUUUUAUGCAGCAACUGAGGUUGCAAUCUGAAUUGGGGAUUAAUUCUGCCCUACCGCUUGAAUUGUUUUCUUACUGAAAAUAAUCUCCUUAGCUGCUUUUACCCCACAAAGGAAAAAAGAUAUGGGAACCAAUUAUCCUAUUCAUGGGAUUAAUACAAAAAUGCUGUGGUUAUUUGUUGCUCACAGGAUGCCUCACCCAUGAUGCCAAUGCAUGCCCUUUUGUGUGCAGUACAUUACACAUUUUUCAGAUUGGUAUGCUACUUGCUCUGUUGAAAAUGUGAUAAACAAAAAAUGUUGCAGAAUUUUCUCCAUCAGUUGAAUAUUCUGCAUCAGUCAGAUGACAAUUGCUUUAUUUUCUAUUACAGGCCCAUACACUUUUGUCCAACAACAUCUCAUGCUAGGCACAGAUCCACGUGCAAUUCUGAAAGACUUGUUGCCAGAAACUAUUCCGCCUCCUGAACUUGAUGACAUGACAUUAUGGCAAAUUGUUAUUAAUAUCCUGUCAGAACCACCUAAAAGAAAAAAGAGAAAAGAUAUCAAUACAAUAGAGGAUGCUGUGAAACUACUACAAGAGUGCAAAAAAAUAAUUGUCUUAACAGGAGCUGGGGUAUGUAUCUAAUGUUGAAUAGAAUAAGUAGAACAUUAUUUGAGAUUUUAAUUAUUCUGAUGCAAGUAUGUGGAUCAUGUGAAUGGAUUGCUCUCUGCUGUGCUACAGUAAUGCUAGAGUCACUCCUGGGCAGAUGUCUUUCUAUAUCCAACACCAGCAAGGGAUGGUUGUCCAUAUCACAAAGCUCACAGUUCUUAAGAAAAUAUUUAUAUCCCAUGUGCCCAAAUAUGCUGAAGGAAAGAUACCUGUGUGCCCUAGUGGAAUGUGAAUGUUGUAGCAAAUGCAAUGAUUUUAAGACCUUUCAUCGUGGGCAACAAUUCUGUACUGCGGCCCAGAUUAAACUAGUUGCACUUGUGGGAGCCAGUGCAACAAGUGCCAUUCGUGUCCUCCCCCCCCCCCAUCAGAUUUGGAGGGGUGGGAGAACUCCUAGAACAGUGUGCGGUGGUGGUGGAGGGGAGAGCAUUCAUCCAAACAAGCAGACAGAGUCUUAUUGUGCAUCCUGCAGAGCACCUGAGCAAAGGGAUGAGCAACUAACUUCUAUCACUAGCACGAAGGAACAUUUAAUUCCCUUGCUCUGAUACUGUAAGCACUGACCUUUCAUUGAGGCACUAGCAGCUACCCUUGUUUCAGUAGUUCAAGUAUAUGUAAGUGAAUCUUCAAAGGUAGGUAGAAAGACUAAGGAAAGUAACUAAUUUCUGGUAACCCACUAUUGUUGGCCAGCCUCCAGGAGACUGAGGCAGCAGUGUAAUUUCAGCCUAUUUCCAAACCAUUGUAGUAUCAUAGAAUUUUACAGUUGGACACUACUAGUAAAGCAUUUGACAGAGUUUUAGGAAGUAAGUGGUAGAACUUGGCAACGAUGGUCAUUUGCAUCAUAUACAAUGACUUUAGUUGGAGUGCAAGCAGAAGCUUGUUCUGCAGCAACUAAUGCCCUGAAUAGAAUCACACUACCUACUUUCAUUUGUCUGGAACCAAGAUGAUACCUGUUAAGAAAUGUUUUACUGAUUUUGAAGUGACUGAACUGAAACGUUAAUUAACUCUGCAGUUCUCUAGCCUGUAUGCAUAUUGUGCUGGGUUCUCAUAAGUAGUUUUGCUAUAGUUGUAAGUGGAAUUUCCUAAUCUGCAGUUUUUUAGGUGCCCGAAUAAUGGAUAGUUCUAAAAAAAAGUAAUAUUUUAUUUGCCAAAAGAAAAUAAGCAAACAGUUGGGGUGUGUGACUAUUUUUAGUUAAUUAUUUAGUUAGUUAUUAAAAGCAUUUAUAAACCUCUCACUGUUUUAAAAAUCUCUAAACAUUAAAUUUUACAGUGUAUAAUCCAAAUAUUUUACAGCAACAAAUGUUGUUAUAAUAUACAAUUGAUCUUUAUUAUGGUAUGUAACCUAUUUCAGGUAUCUGUUUCUUGUGGAAUCCCUGACUUCAGAUCAAGAGAUGGUAUCUAUGCACGCCUUGCAGUAGAUUUCCCAGAUCUUCCUGAUCCUCAAGCAAUGUUUGAUAUUGAUUACUUCAGGAAAGAUCCAAGGCCGUUUUUUAAGUUUGCAAAGGUGCCUUUUCUCUCUUGCUUGUAUGAAAAACAGAUACCUUUAAACAACCUGUAAUCUUUAUGUAUCUAAAACAAAGACAGUUUUCCUCAAAGCUGUUAUGCCCUUACAUGAGCAAAGGGGCACAUUGAUUAUUGCACCAAUAUAAAAUCGCAAAUAAUGAUGUCAUGCUUGCUUUGUAGUGUGUUUGAGUAAUAAUCAGUGCUCUCUUUCUCUUGUAGUGGUUCUUAUUUUUAUGGGAUAUAAAGAAACUAAAGAAGCCAAAGUUUAUAGAGUAACUAUCACUGUUGCUUCUCCUAUUAAGAAGGCACUACUCUUUUUUUUUUUUUUUACUCGAUACAGUAGCGAUAUGCUUAUAACAAAUAGGUGGAGUCAAAUGUGUGAGUGAACUUUAGCUUACACAGUAGAACUUCAUCUUCCUCUCCAGCCCUCCUCCUGCCUCUGGGUUCCCCCUCCCCCCCCCCCAAAAAAAGUUUAAGAUGAUCUCCUUCCCUACUCUGAAUCAGAUUUUGAUGGUGUCUGGAUGGGAAGAGGAAAGUGAAAUACUUCAGUGUGACUAAAAGUCUAUUCCACUCAUGGACAGUUCUGAAUACAAUCAAAUGUUUAAAUACCAUUAUGAUUUAUGACUUUACAAUAGCAUUGCAUAUACUGAAUCUUGUUUGAUGGUGGCGGGUGGGGAAAACUAAUUUUCUGACGGUGUAUUUAUAUGCCAAGCUAUGGCAUAAAUAUUUUUGGCUUAAACUUAAGGCGUCCGCUGAAAAAGCAAUAAUAUUGUUUUGGAAGCUUUCCACUUUAUGAACAAAUUGUAUCUUUCAUAAAUUUAAUAACAUAAUUAAUGAAAAUGGCACAAGCUAAGUUGACCAACAUAAAUACGUACAAUGCUAGUAAAAUGUAAAAUCAAAGAUUUUUCAGUGGGUUUCAAUUAUAUGUGAUUUCACUGAUGCACGUGGUGCCUCGGAACAUAACUCCCACAUAAAAGGGGGCUGUCUGUAUACUUUUUUUAGUACAACCUAUAAUUCAUUUGGGGAUCUUUCUGGAUGUAGGAUUGUGCAUGCUAAAUAGCUUUUCUUUUCAUUCAUACUUUUAAUGAUUAACACUGAUCAACUGUUGUAAUGAUCAACAUUUUCGGGGCUUGGAAGAUAUACUUUUUCAGAGGAGUGGGUUGUAUUAAGGUUGUGCGCAUGCAGAGUACCGUUCACAAAGUUGGACUUCCCCUUUCUCUCUUCUCCCUGUGCUGCCUCAAAAUACCCUUUGAAGGCUCCUGCAGCCCUCUGGAGCAGAUUUUGAGAAUCCCUGGAGGUCUUCAAAGGAAAGGAUAGGAGGGGGAAGUUCUGUUGCAUGUGGAAGUAUGCUGUGCUAUCAGAACAGCAGCACUGGACAUGACUCCAUAUUUAAGCUGUGCAUAGCAUGUCAUAUGUUCAAUGGGGGUGGCAGGAGAUGGUGUAUACAUUUCCCCCAUUUAAGUUAAUGAUGUAUAUUAGUAGUAUUUUCUCCAAGCCGAAAGGUUAACACAAGUUACAAUCAGUUUAAGAAAAUGUUGGUUCUAGUAAGCAAUAGCUAAUGUAUGGUGGCUGAUCUUUAAACAAAAACUGAAAUGUGAUAUUAGCAAAAUUUAUUUUUUGCUUUUUUAAAAAUUCUACAGGAAAUAUAUCCUGGACAGUUUCAACCAUCUCUCUGUCAUAAAUUUAUAGCUUUGAUGGAUAAAGAAAAAAAACUGCUUCGCAAUUAUACUCAGAACAUAGAUACACUGGAACAAGUGGCAGGAAUUCAAAGGAUAAUCCAAUGUCAUGGUUAGUCAAUCUUAAAUUCUAUCUAGAUCUCAUGUUAAUUUUAAUGUGCGUGAUAAGGGAUAUGUGGAAUCUUUCAGCAUUUUGCAUAUCUCUCACUUGGUUAGUUCCUGGAGAAUAUAGAAUAGGAUAAAUGUUUUGAACUGUACAUUUAUGAAUACAUCUGAAGAGGAUUGUGCUUCCGCUCCCUGACAGUGAAUUCUAUUGCAGUGCCCCCAUAGAUUUUCAGGAUGAACAAAUGAAAUAAAACAACAAUGGGUAGUAUUCAACUAAUUAAUACUUGGAGUGAACCCAUUGGAAUCCAAGGGUUUGCUUACAGUGGGCCUACUCUAAGUAUGACUAACUGGAUAUAAUCCAGUGAAUUUUAUCAGCUAAGUGUGAACAUGCAAAUUAAGUCAUAUAUGUUUGUAUGUGUUCCUAUGCUCAGAUCAGUAUGACUAGAAUAAACUAGGUCGGUUAAUAUAUGAAUCCAGACAACUGCAUACAUCCUUAUUUGCUUUCUGGUGUGUGUAUGUGUUUCAGGUUCCUUUGCAGCAGCUUCUUGCCUCAUCUGUAAAUACAAAGUUGAUUGUGAAGUUGUUCGAGGAGACAUUUUCAAUCAGGUAGGAAUAAAACCAUAAAUAUUAUCAGGUACAUUUAAGGCUGCAUUCAUAAACAGGCUUAAGGAGUAAGGCUCACUAAGCUUAACUGAUCUUCUGUGCAAACAUGAUUAGGAAUGCACUGUUAAUGAACAAAAAGUAUGAGUGUUACUAACUAUCAGAUAAAAUGUUAUCCUUACAUCUAGAAAUGUGAACUGCAGCAGUUCAAGAAUUCAGUUUACAUAGAAACAGUUGUAGUUCUCCAGACAAGUGCAGUUCUUAUUUAUUAUCAUUGUUGCAUGCCACUCCAAUCUCCAAGCAGUACAAGAUUCCAGAGGUUCCAGAUGCUUACCUGGGGGUUCAGAAAGCUAGCUUGGCUUGAUUGGCUUUUAACACUUGCUGGAUCCAGGGCUUAUAGGGGUCUGGAAUCUUCCCAACCCCAAAUCUCAUAACACUAUAUUUAUAUUUCACCAUUGCUUCAGUUGAGCUCAAAGCAGCUUGGAAAGAUCCUUCAAAGUAGAAUAUUUCUUGUAGGUUAGUUCAGAUGUGACGCUUGACCUGUCAUUCACUGGAGGACACUUUGACUUUUAUUUCCCUAAGUAUUUUAGCUCAGCUGCCUAAGAUUAGAGCUAGCAGUGUCAGAAUGAUUUCAGUCCACCUUCUAUUUGGGAAGGGAAAGUUGCAGGGAUAUAAUUUGUAAGCUCUAGGGAAAGAAGCAGCUUUGGGGAAGAUUAGGAGGAGGGAAACUAAAGGAUGGGGGUCUGGAGACAAGGUGGUUGAAUCAAGGAUGCAUAGUGACAGUAGACUGAGAAUUGGGAGGAAAGGCUUUGUGAGACUAGAAAAGGAGGAACUAAGGCAUCCCUGGAAACUACUAUCCUGCAAAAAUUAUUAUAAGCCUGCUAAGAGGCUAGUAACCUGGGUUUCCAUGCUGGCUAUGGAAACACAUGACUCUAAUGUUUAAUUGAUGCAUCUUCAUUGUAUGCAUCAUAAGUUGUUUCUGUACAAUAGAGAGAGAAUACAUAUGUGAGGCAAUCCUUCACAAAAGCUGAUAAAUAUGCAACAUAUGCUGUGCUUCUCUUUGUUGGGACAGAUGAGAGGAAAUAUUUGUAAAUUAUUCAUAGAAUAGUUCUCUGGAAAACUGUAAUCUCUAACAUUUUCACGAGUUUAAAAAUAAUUUGUUCAGGUGCUUCAUGGGAAAAAAACUGGUUAAAGUAUUAGUCUUUAAUUCAUACUUGCGUGUCAUCAUCAGUUUUGUUACACUUGGAAUAUUAUUUAGAAAAGCUGUGGAUUAUAACAUCAGUCAUUUUUUAUAGCAAUCUGAACUUCUUAAUAAAUCUGUUGCAGCUAAUGUUUUGACCCAGUGAUUUGCUAAUUGAAUUUAGCUUCUAUAAAACUAAAACUAAAAAUAAUAAUGCAACCUUCUGUAUGCAGGUUGUUCCUAGAUGUCCCAGGUGUUCACCUGAUGAACCACUUGCCAUCAUGAAGCCGGAAAUAGUGUUCUUUGGUGAAAAUCUACCUGAGCAGUUUCAUAGGGCCAUGAAGUAUGACAAAGAUGAGGUUGAUCUUCUCAUUGUUAUCGGGUCUUCACUUAAAGUAAGACCAGUUGCAUUAAUUCCAAGUAAGUGUUGAUUGCUCAUCUCUUAGGCAUAUGGAGGGGAGUCUCUGUUUCAGAAUAAAUAUAUACGGAGCUUCCAUACAACUGUCAUGCUGUACAGUGCUGUAAUUAUUGAAUUUAGAGAGUUUUUUAGAUCUGGGAGGAAUAUAAGAGAAAGGAGUGUAUUUAUCUUGCAUACUAUUAAGUAAUAUUGCAGAAGCAGAAUUCUAGGUCACUUUUUAGUGCAUUUACAAGUAGUUCCUAAAACUAGUUGUCACAUUUGUUAAUAACAGUUGACAUUAUAUUUCUGUAACAUACAUUUUGUUUUAUUUUUCGUAAACAUGUAGGUUCUAUCCCACAUGAAGUGCCUCAGAUUCUAAUUAAUAGGGAACCAUUGCCUCAUCUACACUUCGACGUGGAGCUUCUUGGUGACUGUGAUGUCAUUAUCAAUGAAUUAUGUCAUAGAUUAGGUGGUGAAUAUACAAAACUUUGUAGCAAUUCAGUCAAACUUUCAGAAAUAACAGAGAAGCCUCCCAGACCUCACAAAGAAUUUGAAAUACAUUCAGCUGAAUUACCACCUACUCCUCUAAACAUUUCUGAAUAUUCUAGUUCACCUGAAAGAAUUGCACCACAACAUUCUCAGGUGGUACGUUCAGAGCAAUCUUCUGAAUAUAAAGCAGGAAAUUCUGAUGCUUCCUUGGAGUCUAAAGAGAACUGUGUAGAAGAAAAAAUUCAAGAAGUUCAAAACUCUUUAGAGAAUGUUGAAAGUCUUUCUGACCAUCUAGAAAACCCAGAACAUGUGAAGGAAAAUGGAUCUAACCAAGAGGAAAACAAAGAGAGAAGUGAAAAAACAUCUGUUGAAACACUGAGAAAAUGUUGGGUUAAUAGAUGUGCAAAAGAGCAGAUUAGCAAGCGGCUUGAUGGUAAGUGCUUAAAUAAUUUGCAAACACCUACAUUCAAAUUAAACAAUACUUUCAAAGUAUUAAACACAGCAAUUUUGUUUUGAAGGAAUUCAGUCAAUAGUGAAGAGCAUUUUGUAAAAAUGAUCUGAUCUUGCAACCAGAGAAAUGAAAACAUGUACAUCCACUUCAAUAAGAAAUACUUAGAUUUAUGUUGGUGCAGUACAAUAGGAAAUCUUGAACAAAUGAAAGAAUUCCUCUGACUGAACCAGCUGAUUACUUCAAAUGUUUGCAAGCUUUCAAACUACAUGUAGGCAAUAUGAACUGAAUUUACUUUGUAUGCCUUCAAAACGAAUGUCUGCAUUUCUAAUAUACUUGUUUUAUCUCUUUGCUUUUCUGCCUUACAAAGCUAUUGUCAGACCCAUAUGAAAUAUCUAUUUAUAAUUAUAUCCCACUUUGUCCCUGAAGGUGGUCCUACCCAUGGCUGUGGGCAAAAUCCAAAUUAGGAUAUUUGUAAUAAAACAAUGUAGUAAUCUUUGUUUUGUUCUAAAAUGCAACAAAUCUAGAAAGGCGAUCGGACGUGAAACACUGAUAAACACUUGAUGAAGUUGUGCAGUGCCUUUAAGUCAACUCCCAUCACCUUCAUUUGGCAUGACUUGGUCAAGGAUCAUGGGAGCUGUAGUCCACAAUAACUGGCAUCACAUAGGUUACCACUGGUUUCAGCAAGUAGGCUGCAGUCCAGACCUCUGAUCUGCCACAGGUAGGGUGACAGGGGCAGCACUAUCCCUCCACCCAGCCCAAAACAGCUGUAUUGGGGGAAAGCCCCCAAACAGGAUGUGCCAGGGAGGGGUUGAGCCAACCAGGGAUACCCUGGAUCCCAGCUUGGCCCCACUGACAUCACUUAACCCUCACACCAACUCCAGGCUGGUAAGGAUUAUUGAGUUCAAUGUGGCUUACUUAUGAAAAGACGUGUAUAAGAUUGUGCUGCCAAGUACAUUAUGGGCGAUCCCACACAAUCUAAAAAGUGGCAAUGGAAAUGGCACUUCUGUGUGUCGUGUGAAGGGGAGGGGAAUUUACCGUAUUUUUCUCUCUAUAACACGCAGAUUUUUUCUCCUAAAAAGGAAGGGGAAAUGUCUGUGCGUGUUAUUGAGCAAAUGGAGCCGAAUGGCGCGAGUGGAGGCAAAAAUCAGGCAAAAAUCAAAUCGCGUCUCUCGGAGAAGGGAAACCUGAAAAGAGGAAGCGGCUGCUUUCCUGCAUUCUGCCUCAGGGUCUUACUGCCCACCCUCUCUGUUUCGUUGCUGUGUUUGCUCAAACGGAACAAAGAGCAGGGAAAGCCCCUCCCCUCCAGGCAAGCAGAGGGGAAAGCAGAGCGUCCUUCCUUCUAAUUCCUCUUCAUGCUCCAGAGGGAACAAUGUUUGUGAAGGGAAGAGAGAUUACAGGUUCAGCUUAAAAUUCUGAUUUGACUUCCUGCUUUUGUUUUUGAGGACACACAGCAUUCAAAUAUGCUUUCUUCCAUUUAAAAGGAUGAAAUCCUUAAACAGUGUUUUGCCUGUAAAUUCAUGCGAUCUGGAAGAUUACAGUGUCUGUACCUCUUAAGGGAUGGCAAAGCUUAGGUUUCGCUGCUAAAUAGUUCUUAAUGCAGUUAAAAUGCUUUCUUCUGUCAAGGCAAUUAAAAAAUAUAUAUAUCAGGCAGCCGGAAAACAUGCAGGUGGGAGAGAGAGAGCGCGAGCUGGCUGGCUUGGGUGGGUGGGUGGGGGGAAACUUUUGCCUUCCUUUCCUCCCUCCCGUUAUACCCCUCUCCUGCAUUCUUAGCCAGCUGCUUCUCUGCACACCCCUCUCGUGCUCCUUGUCCCUUCUGUGUUUUUCCUUCCCUCCCCACUUAAAAUGUGGUUACAAAGCAUGGAUCCACAUGGAUCCUCAGGAUCUUUGCAUUGGGUCACCCCAAAUUCACCAUCAGAGCACAUAACAUGUCCAUGGCUACAGCCUGCCCCCAAAAAAUCACGCACCCACUGUUGCCUUGGGCUGCAAUGGUGCAAAAACGUGGUUAAAAAGCAUGGGUCCACAUGGAUCCUCAGGAUCUUUGCAUUGGGUCAGCCCAAAUUCACCAUCAGAGCACAUAGCAUGUCCAUGGCUACAGCCUGCCCCCCAAAAAUCACGCACCCACUGUUGCCUGGGGCUGUAAUGGCGCAAAAACGUGGUUACAAAGCAUGGAUCCACAGGGAUUCUCAGGAUUUUUGCAUUGGUCACCCCAAAUUCACCAUCAGAUCACAUGUCUGUGGCCACAGCAUGAAGCACAAAAAUGAUACAUCCACUGUUUCAUUCAGAAUGUUUUUUCCCUUGUUUUCCUCCUCUAAAAACGAUGUGCGUGUUAUGGUCAGGUGCGUGUUAUAGAGCGAAAAAUACGGUACAUAUCCCCGUGGAUAUUUCCUCCCUGCAUCUCCCCACAGGAAAUAUGCACAUCUUUUGUUUCUCUUCCUCCUCUUCUUUCCCACUCCCUCGUCUUUUCACAAAAGCCAGAAGCAGCAAGAGGGGGAAGGGUCAAUUCAGGUAAUCCUCAAACAUGAUUUGCAGGAUUCGGAAUUACUUCUACACAUUUGAGCAGCAUUGUUUGCCUGAUUAGGACAUCGUGACAAAAUUAAGUUUUGCUUUAAGCAGAAAGGGGAUCUUGAGUGCAGGGGGCGGGGCGGGGAGAACAUGUGAGGCAAAGUCUCACUCCUGAAAAUCUAAAACAAGGUUUGAAGGAUUAUCUAAACCAACCCAAAUUUUAAGAUGCAGACUUCUGUUAUUACCACUGCUUUUAAGCAUCCAAAUCAACUAAAUUGCUGCAAGAAAAACCUGAAAAGAAUUGGGGAACUUGUUUUCCCCUCAGUUUACAAGGAUUGGUGCACAUGGCAGUAGUUUUCAGUGCCAAGCUAUUUCUAUGAAGCCAUUCCUUAUAUGGACUAUGUGAGUUUUCUCCACACCAUCCAAUUUCUUACUUUUUUUGCAGUGCCAUAUAGAAAUUGACUUGGUAUUUGUGGCAGCUUGCCUGUAGAAGUUGUAGUAUGCACACCAGCACCAAGCUUCUGGUACAUGUCUGCCAGAUGUGAUACAUGGAUAUGUUUUUUGCAUUACAAAUUGUAUUAAUAUAGAACAGUAUGCUUUCCUCAAGUUCAGAAUGUCUAAUAGUAUACUGGAGAUAAAAAUAUGAUUUUCUGAGUAAAACAAAAUCUCAUUUAGAUGCCUGGAAUGGGAGAGACUUGCAGCACGAACAGGUUGCAGCAAUACCAAGAGUUGUACAGGCCUUUUAGUGUAGCUUUCAAUUGCACAGCCCAUCAAAAAUGGUAUUUCAGUCAACUUGCUUUUAAUAAGCCUUUAGGUGGUAAGCUCUGAAGCAAUUGCUGUAUUUCUUAGAUAACAGUCAUUGGCACAGUCUGACGUCAUUGCUUAUUAAGAUGUAUCUUUGAGAAAAGUGAAGGGAAAGAAGUGGAUUGUAGACUUCAUAAUUAAACCACAGAAAUGAGUUACACAUUCAUAACUGCUUCCCUUCCCUCAAGAUCUUUGACUGUGGCCACCAGUAAAUGAGAGUGGAAGGGACCUCUUCCUUUGAGACAAUAUUGGAAUGUGUACAUUAUGUGUACAGUGAGAAACUUGGAGGGGGGUGCUGAAUAGUGAAUGCCUUCAUAUGUUGCUGAAUCCAGUUAAGCACAUAGCAGCAUGUAGUGAGCCUUUAAAAAGGGAUUCCAUAGUCCACAACAUGUGAAAUUAAAGUGUAAUAAAUUUUAUGUAUACCUAUUUCCUUACCUAGAAACAGUAGUGCUUAAAAUAAUGACAACCCAUAAGCAUUAAUGUAUCGCAUUUAGGACUUCUUGGGAUUAUUAAUGCUGAAAUAACUAUUCUUGCUAAUCAAACAUGUUUCAGGUACCCAAUACUUGUUUUUACCACCAAAUCGCUAUAUUUUCCAUGGUGCUGAGGUAUACUCGGACUCUGAAGAUGAUGUCAUAUCCUCCAGCUCUUGUGGAAGUAGCAGCGAUAGUGGGUCCUGUCAUAGUCCAAGCUUAGACAUAGAAGACGAGAGUGAAAUUGAAGAGUUCUAUAACGGUAUAGAAGAAGAUACUCCUGACAGAGAAGAGGAGAAUGGAUAUGGAGAAGAUGGAAUUGAGCUUCAGGAAUCUGAGUCUGUGUCGGUAAACGAAGCUGUAGGAUUUGACCAUUCGACAGACAAACUAUAAAGUAAUUACUGACUGGUUUCAGGAACUUUCCCACCAGCAUUAGCAGUUUUGGCAUGUUGGAAUGAAUGUGUACUGAAUUUAGAGCAAGGAAAAUAUAAGGAUGUAGUGUUUAUAAGCAAUUAGAAUAGAUUUUCAUGCAUAGUUUUCUAACUUUUCCAAUUAAAUUCUAUAAAGGCACACUCAACACUAAUCUUUUUGAAUUUUGAAGGUACUAAGUAUCUUUUUACUGUCACUCAUUCAUUUUUAUUAAGUUUAAUCUGUGUGAGCUGUGUGUGUGUACAUAUACAGUAUUUUUGCUUAACAAAUUUCAACCUUUUUUUUUUUUGAACUGUUUUGAAAAAGCCAUUGGAAUGUUAAUAUAAUAUAAAGGGAACAGCUAAUCUAGACCAAAGAAUGGUAUUUUCACGCCUCUUGCUUUGUAACACUUUGAUUUAUUUAAAGUCUCCUCCCCCCCCCCCAGCUCUGUUACUGCAUAAUCUGUUUAACACUGGUAUUUCCCCAAAAGUUAGUAUGGCAGCUAUGUUUCUAACAUUAGUCUUCAUGUUGAAAUGCAUGUGAGCAUAUUGAAAUUAGGCAUCAUAGUGAAUACCUGGAAAUCCCUGACUACUUUGAUUAUUAGAAAGUGCUACUGCAAAACAAAAAACUUCCUGUGGAUAUGUAAUAGUGCCUAUUGGCUUGCAAAAUUAUAGCAAAAUGGUGUUCAGUUAAAUAGUUGCUCAUUAAACUUUUUUGUGACACACAAAGGGUAGGUGGAACAGGAAGUCAGUAUACAAAGCUAGCACUUAAUGUAUAAAAUCUUUUGUGAAUGCUGCCAAAAUGUGAAUAUGUAAAUGUACUGAAGGUGUGUAUAUAAUAUUCAGGAUAUGGGAGCAGUCUCCAAAAGAGCUUCUGUACCCAACACAAACCCUUAAAAGGAGAAACUUAAACUUCCAAUAUAAAACAGAAAGUUCAGUUUAAGCAUAAGUUUAAAAUAUGCUGUUUGAGAACGGGCUUCUGUUUUGGAUAACUUAAUACCACGUGUUGGUACUGAAUUAUACAAAAAGCAGCUACAGAAAUUGGUCACAACGCUGCUUCUUCAAGGCUGCCUUUUAAAAGUGGAUGUCACACAUACUUCCAGCUGCAGAUUGUUUCCAUCUUCCACAAUGUGUUUCCUCACCCUGUAUUUAAUAGUAAGUUUUAUGUUUAUUUGUGAAACCACUUUUCGGCCGUAUCCCAAGAGAGCUCUGCCAGUUAUUGAUCAUUCAUUCAUGUACAUUGCUUUAAUAUUUAUUCCAUUUUGAAAUAUGUAAAGUGGUUGUCCUUUUUAAGCAAUUAAUACAUCUGUUCCGUAACAAUAGCAUAAAAAAGUGUUAAGAAUGGCCUUCUGUGUUCAUCUGAAAAACAUUGGCAUGUUUUCUCAUGGUCCAGGUUCUAAAUAGCAGAACUUGCUAGACUACACUAAAGAAUGCAAUAUGUUUAGCUUUGCUUGCAUGUCAAAAUGUAUUUGUGCUAUAGGAGAUAUUUUAAAAUGAAAAUAUUUUGUUUUUAAAUUAUUUUUACAGUGUGGAUUAUUUUAUGCUUUUAUAUUGUAUAUAGUGUCUUUUAUGUAACCAACUGGCAAAUGUUUUGUAGAAGACUGUUUUAAAAUGACCUGGCUCUCUUCCUGCAACUUUUGAAAUACAAAACCAGUGUUUUAUACUCGUAUAGUCUGUUUUAAGGUCUAUUAAAUUGUCGUUUAAAUUUUGGUUGCUGUUAAUAAUGUGUGUGGAAAGCCUCUCACUCCUCUCUUGCAACUUCUUGUUUUACCAACAGAUAUGAAAUACAAUACAGCUUGUGGAAAGUAUACUAUGGUGUUUCUCCACUUAGGGUUUUUAAUGGAUGUGAACAACACCAUGGCUGGCUGUAAAUUUAGUCUAAGCUUAAUGUGAGACCAAUAUGAUCUUUUGAGCAAUUUAGACCAAGCCUCCAUCAAAUGUCUUAACUUUUCAUUUUAAAGAACGAACAGGACCACUGCAGAUGCAAUGCAGCCAACUUCCUCUUACCUGUGCAUAAGGUGGCCUAUUACUUCUGUGCUGCUCUCUUCAGAUCCUGCAUGUGAGAUGCAAACACACCCCAUCCUGUUUUAAUGCUUGAAGCCAAUUGUGCUAUUUCUUCACUUUGCCUACUGUUGCUGCCAUGCUAUAAUUCACAGCAUGAAUUCACACAGUGAAUUUGCAGUCCCUGAUUUGAGCUAACCCGUGAGUAGUGCCAACAAUGAUUAUUUACAGAUGAACAGAGAAGAGCAGCCUGACUGGACCUUAAAUGUUUUCCAUCCUUCAUAAGAAGCCUUCCCUAUGUAUGUUUUACGCAUUAAAAGGAGCUGCUAGAAUAUCUCAAUUCAUUAGGAUAACUGAAUUAGCUGCCUCCAUGUAGCAAGCCAUUUCUGACUGCUGGUUCACUACAUGAAUUGCCAAGUGUUCGCCAUGCCAGUUAGUUUUUUCUCCCUAUGUUUUGCCCCAGAAAAUCACUCAUGCACCAUCCAAACACCUUACAAGCUGUUUUGUUUGUUUAGUCGUGUCCGACUCUUCGUGACCCCAUGGACCAGAGCACGCCAGGCACUCCUGUCUUCCACUGCCUCCCGCAGUUUGGUCAGGCUCAUGUUUGUAGCUUCGAGAACACUGUCCAACCAUCUCGUCCUCUGUUGUCCCCUUCUCCUUGUGCCCUCCAUCUUUCCCAACAUCAGGGUCUUUUCCAGGGAGUCUUCUCUUCUCAUGAGGUGGCCAAAGUAUUGGAGCCUCAACUUCACCUUACAAGCUAGAAAUAGCUUAAUUGUUCCUUUUGGCAGCCAUCUCCCUAUAAUAGUCAUCUUUCCAUAUCAAACCUAAAGUUAAUGUUCAACAGUUAUUCUACUGGCUGCCUACACAAGGGCAGAGGCUUGCAUGUGAGGAAAGGGAAGUAUGUAAUCCACUUAAAAGUAUUUUAAUUCAUAUUAUUGUGUGAGCAAAAGUGUAUUAAGAUACUCAUCUUCAGGUGACUCUACAACUCAACAGAUGGAGGAGAAUCUGCCACAGUUCAGCAAUGUAACUUUCAAAGUAAAAACAAAGGAAAUUUUCUAUCUGAUUUUAUUUUAAUAAUAUAUAAGGCCACUCAAAAACAGUGUUCACUGGGUGGCUCAUUAAUAAAAUGAUAAAAUGC
Messenger RNA from Podarcis lilfordi (Lilford's wall lizard), 16857 nucleotides. Lineage: Eukaryota; Metazoa; Chordata; Lepidosauria; Squamata; Lacertidae. The record is from the annotation of a GenBank genome assembly.